AUGGAAAGCUGGCCCUGGCCGUCGGGCGGCGCCUGGCUGCUCGUGGCGGCCCGUGCGCUGCUGCAGCUACUGCGCGCAGACCUGCGUCUGGGCUGCCCGCUGCUGGCGGCGCUGGUGCUGCUGGCCGCGCUCGACUGGCUGUGCCAGCGCCUGCUACCCCCGCUGGCCGCACUUGUCGUGUUGGCCGCCACCGGCUGGAUCGUGUUGUCCCGCCUGGCGCGCCCGCAGCGCCUGCCCGUGGCGACUCGCGCGGUGCUCAUCACCGGCUGUGACUCUGGUUUUGGCAACGCGACAGCCAAGAAGCUUGACACCAUGGGCUUCACAGUGUUGGCCACCGUGUUGGAUCUGAAUAGCCCUGGUGCCCUAGAGCUACGUGCCUGCUGUUCUUCUCGUCUGAAGCUGCUGCAGAUGGACCUGACCAAGCCAGCAGACAUUAGCCGUGUGCUGGAGUUCACCAAGGUCCACACCGCCAGCACUGGUCUGUGGGGCCUGGUCAACAACGCAGGCCAGAACAUCUUUGUGGCGGAUGCAGAGUUGUGUCCAGUGGCCACGUUCCGCACCUGCAUGGAGGUGAACUUCUUUGGUGCACUAGAGAUGACCAAAGGCCUCUUGCCACUGCUGCGUCGUUCGAGUGGUCGCAUUGUGACCGUGAGCAGCCCAGCAGGAGACAUGCCGUUUCCAUGCUUGGCUGCCUAUGGGACCUCCAAAGCGGCCUUGACGUUGCUUAUGGGCAACUUUAGCUGUGAACUUCUGCCCUGGGGUGUCAAGGUCAGCAUCAUCCAGCCUGCCUGCUUCAAGACAGAGUCAGUGAAGGAUGUGCACCGGUGGGAAGAGCGCAAGCAGCAGCUGCUGGCCACCCUACCAGGAGAGCUGCUGCAGGCCUAUGGUGAGGACUACAUCGAGCACUUGAAUAGGCAGUUCCUGCACUCUCUGAGCCAGGCUCUGCCAGACCUCAGCCCGGUGGUAGAUGCCAUCACCGAUGCACUGCUGGCGGCCCAGCCACGCCGCCGCUAUUACCCAGGUCAUGGCCUGGGGCUCAUAUACUUCAUCCACUACUACUUGCCUGAGGGCCUGCGGCAGCGUUUCCUACAGUCCUUCUUCAUCAGUCCCUCUGUGCCGAGAGCACUACAGGCUGGCCAGCCUGGCCUGACGUCUGCCCAGGACAUAGCCCAGGACCAAGGCCCUAGACCGGACCCCUCUCCCACUGCCCAGUGA
Molecule: messenger RNA, 1215 nt
Organism: Rangifer tarandus platyrhynchus (Svalbard reindeer)
Lineage: Eukaryota; Metazoa; Chordata; Mammalia; Artiodactyla; Cervidae
Source: the annotation of a GenBank genome assembly